Cercocebus atys (sooty mangabey) is the source of this 5553-nucleotide messenger RNA. RefSeq names its product transmembrane and coiled-coil domain family 3 (gene TMCC3). Gene Ontology annotation, cellular component: endomembrane system. The record is from RefSeq and is a predicted model, not a curated record. The transcript is spliced from 4 exons. Bases 1016 to 2356 code for a protein of 446 amino acids. Lineage: Eukaryota; Metazoa; Chordata; Mammalia; Primates; Cercopithecidae.
ACCUCAAAUGAUCUACUUUCCUUGUCCUCCCAAAGUGCUGGGCUUAUAGGCAUGAGCCACUGUGCCUGGCUUCAUAGAUGCAGUUUUUAAGCUGAGGGAGAUUGUCAUCCAGCUGCCUCAUCUCACAGCUGUGGAGAACAAAACUUACACAGGUUAAGUGAGACAGGCAGGUUUGUUCAUGGUAGAGUCAGGACAGCGAUUCUGGGAUUCCUAAUGCCAGACCCACUGUUUUAUCUGCCAAACCUGGCCUGUGUGCCGAAAGUCAUAGACUAUCAAUUCUGGGGCAGACAGAGAAUGGCUCCUUCCUUGUUCCUCUAAUUCUUACUGUUUUUUGUCUGAUAAACUCAUUGAGCAUAGAUGGAACACAGAGCUCCAGAAUGCUUGGAGUUCUUUAAAACCUGGUUUGAAUCCCAGUGCUUCCACUCACUAGCUGUAUGACUUUAUACUGGCUAAUUCAUCUCAAUGAACCUCAGUUUAUUCAUCUGCAAAAUGGGGAUAAUAAUGGCACCCCAUAGAAUUGUGUGAAGUAAGCUGCUACUUACUGGUAAAGUGCUCCCCACAGUGCCAGUACACAGGCAUGUUCCAUACAUGGUGGCACUUGUGAUUAUUAGGAUAUUGGGACUGUAGUUUCCACGAUAUUGCUCUUGUUAAAACCAUCUUUAGAAAGAUUUUUAAUUGAUGCCAUUGCCUGGGUUUUAUUUAUGAAACAGAUUGAGUAGAGUCACACCCACAAAUCUGUUAAGAUAUAUCCUAAAGAAGUUACCAGAUGUCUUUUUCUUUUUCUCCUGGUUGCUGCUGCUAGGGGAAAAACUCUGACAAAAUUUAAAGCAACACACUGCACACUCAGGGAAAAUACGUAAUUUGUUCCCCUUUGUUAGCACUGAGAAAACAAAACUGUCAGUUUCCAAUUCCCUGGCUUGCCGACACUCAUGCAGGGAGAUAGCAGCGGGAGGGAGCAGCUGCACGUGUUAGGUAUACCUAAGAACUUGAUAUCUGGGAGGUAGAACGUCAUGACAUGAAUACCUUAAGCCUGCCCCUGAACAUACGCCGAGGGGGGUCAGACACCAACCUCAACUUUGAUGUACCAGAUGGCGUCCUGGACUUCCACAAGGUCAAACUCACUGCAGACAGCCUGAAGCAAAAAAUUCUAAAGGUAACAGAGCAGAUAAAAAUUGAGCAAACAUCGCGCGAUGGGAACGUUGCGGAGUAUCUGAAACUAGUGAACAGCGCGGACAAGCAGCAGGCGGGACGUAUCAAGCAAGUCUUUGAGAAGAAGAAUCAGAAAUCAGCUCACUCCAUCGCCCAGCUGCAGAAGAAGUUAGAGCAGUAUCAUCGAAAGCUCAGAGAGAUCGAGCAGAAUGGAGCCUCCAGGAGCUCCAAGGACAUUUCCAAAGACCACCUGAAGGAUAUACAUCGCUCUUUGAAAGAUGCCCACGUGAAAUCUCGAACUGCUCCCCAUUGCAUGGAGAGCAGCAAAUCGGGCAUGCCAGGGGUCUCGCUCACUCCACCUGUGUUUGUUUUCAAUAAAUCCAGAGAGUUUGCCAACCUGAUCCGGAAUAAGUUUGGCAGCGCCGACAACAUUGCUCACUUGAAAAAUUCCUUAGAGGAGUUUAGGCCAGAGGCGAGUGCCAGGGCCUACGGCGGCAGCGCUACCAUCGUGAACAAACCCAAGUAUGGCAGUGAUGAUGAAUGUUCGAGUGGCACGUCAGGCUCGGCCGACAGUAACGGAAACCAGUCGUUCGGGGCUGGUGGAGCCAGCACGCUGGACAGCCAGGGGAAGCUCGCCGUGAUCCUGGAGGAACUGAGGGAGAUCAAGGAUACCCAAGCUCAACUGGCUGAGGACAUCGAGGCGCUGAAGGUGCAGUUUAAGAGAGAAUAUGGUUUUAUUUCCCAGACCCUGCAAGAGGAAAGAUACAGGUAUGAGCGACUGGAGGACCAGCUGCAUGACCUGACAGACCUGCAUCAGCAUGAGACGGCCAACCUGAAGCAGGAGCUGGCCAGCAUUGAGGAGAAGGUGGCCUACCAGGCCUACGAGCGCUCACGGGACAUCCAGGAAGCCUUGGAAUCCUGCCAGACUCGCAUUUCUAAGCUGGAGCUCCACCAGCAAGAGCAGCAAGCUCUGCAGACGGACACCGUGAAUGCUAAAGUUCUCCUGGGGAAGUGCAUCAACGUGAUCCUGGCCUUCAUGACUGUCAUCUUAGUGUGUGUGUCCACCAUCGCGAAGUUCGUCUCGCCCAUGAUGAAGAGCCGCUGCCACAUUCUUGGCACCUUCUUUGCCGUGACUCUUCUUGCUAUAUUUUGUAAAAACUGGGACCAUAUCCUGUGUGCCAUAGAAAGGAUAAUAAUACCAAGAUGAAGCCGCUGGUUCCUGCCUUCAAGUUCUUUCAAGUUUUUAUUUUAAAGAAAACUCUGUGCAUACUACCAAAUUUUACAGUGAAUGAUUGUGCGGACUCGUGUGCAAGAAAAACUAGGGCUGUGUGGUGUAAAUAACUACAAUUCUCUUAACUCGGUAGCAGUUGCCAACUCAGUCCUUGUACUUUGUUAACAUGAAUCUAUUUCAGAGCUCUCCUACCUUGCUCACUGCCUUAAUCAGACCGAUUUCCUGCCCACCUGACUAGCCCAGCGUGGUAAACCUCUGUAUAUCGAGACCUUGGCGUAAUUGGUGAUCCAGAAGAAAGGUCUCUCUCCUAAGUCUCUGUCAGAAUGGAGCUUCACAAUUGCUAAUGGUUGUUUUCUGUGAGUCCUAUAAAAAGCAAGGAUAUGCAUGAUUCAGGGAAUGAAGAACCACAGGCUUGGGCAGUGUUAAACACUGUGGCCUUUGGUCCCCGUGUGAUUCACCCUGCUUGUCUCCAGGCAACCAUAGGUCCCGUCAUGUACUCAGUGUCCACAGCGGUCAGUCGUUUGUGACCCUGUAAGAUGGAAAUCUUAUCACACACCUGUUAUCCAACAAGUCUACCUGAGGGGUUUUGUUACACUUUAAAUGGUAAGACAUAGGGAUUUAUGAAUGGAGCUUUCCCCUUCUCAUACGCAGGAAACAGACACCUGAUUUUAUCUGAACUGGCUAGCAAAUGGCCAGCCUUCAGAGUGUGCAGGAAUGUUUUCAGAUCCCUCAUCAGACUGUGACUUUAACAUUAAUUUGGAAUCCCGUGAGCACUACUCUGAAGGUUUGUGUUUUGGCAAAUCUUUUUUUUGUUUUGUUUUGUUGUUUUGAGACAGUGUUCUGCUAAAUAUUGCCCAGGCUGGUCGCAAACUCCUUGCCUCAAGGAAUCCUCCCACCUCAGCCUCCUGAGCAGCCAGGACUGCAGGCACAAGCCACCAUGCCUGGCUGUUUUUUGGCAAAUCUUGAUUGUGAUAAGCCCCCCUGGAGGAUAUGAUUCACUUUAUGUGAUUCAUUUUAUUCACAGGUCUGUGAGGGACUGCAAAGCUUACUCAGGAAAUGAAAACAAAUGAUGGUCAUGUUGCAGUUUUUUCCUUGAAGGACGACGGAAUCAUAGCCUCUAAAGUUAAAGUGGACUGAGGUGUCAGAACACUGAAAGCAUGAGGAAACGAGGACAUGGGGUGUGACUGAGUGGCAGCUAGAUUAGUGGGGGCAAUUUACCUGGAUGAAGAUUGAGUGUCCUUUUCAAGAUGUGAAAGGCUAGCAAGAAUAAAAUAAAUAAGUCCAGUGUUUGAGCCAAGGUUGACCCCUGUCUCUUAACAUCUCACUGAACGUAAGUCCUGAGGUACUAGGAUGGCCACACUGCCUCUGCGCUGAAAGCAUUCAAAAGUUCACAUCCCUGUUUGGGGGAUACCGUUCACCACCUUCAGCCUAGAUGAUACUUUCCUUUAAAUCUGUGUCUCUGUGUAUAUCACAAAGAGGAAGAUGUAAACAAUGUUCAUGGAAACUGCUGUUGAGCCCCUUGUCCCACCACUCCCGCCAGCUGCUGCAGGCAGGAAGGCAUGUGAGUGCACAUUUUCUUCCAGAAGAUAUCAGGUCUCCUGGAUUCAAAUUAAGUGCAAUAUUUUGCAAACAGCUCUUCUUAGGGAAAUCUCCUGAAGGAAAAAAAUGUGACAGAAUGUGCCAUAGUCUGAGAGAAUGGAAUAGUUGAGCACUUAGUACAAAGUCCAGUGUGUAUGAGUUGGACUUAUGCAGCUCAAGCUUGCUUUUUUUUUUUAAGUGUGCAAUUCAGUGGUUUUAGUAAAUUCACAAACUUGUUCAACCAUCACCACUAUCUAAUUCCAGAUUCAUGCUUUUUUAAACAAUAAAUGUCAUUUCAUGAAAUCUUUGGUGAUAAAGUAUUUUGGAUUCAGAGAAGAGGGAAUUACCAGUCCCACUCCGAUCUCAUGACUGUCUCUCCUUUCAUUGUCAGACUCCCCCUGGUCUCCCACGUUGAUGUGUAUACACUGAUCGUUCAAGUCCAGGGGACAGAUAAGGAGGCCAGGUGCAAGGCAGGGAGGCAGAGAGAAUGUUGUGCUUCCUUCAGCUUUUGUAUUUCCAUGGCCAGCAUUACCCUUUACCUGUGGGCAUCAGACUGAGCGUGGGCUGAGAGCUGAGUGUGACUUACACUCCUAAAUCAACCUGGGGCCUGGGUGGGUCCCUCUUGGUAUCUGUGAAUCUUUCCAAGCACCACUUUGGACAGACCAGGGAUUGAGUGCUGCUGUUAGUUUAGAGAAUGAGAGAUUUCUAACCCUUAGGUGAAGGGCUCUGGGAUGGUCCAAGAAGAUGUAGGCCUCAUUCUCACACUAGCCCACACCAUUCCAGUGCUCAGCCUAGCAAAUGUGCUUUAAUGCACACUUCUCAGACCUGUGAUCCGUGUAUCUUCUCCCCAGUGACAAAAGUAGAGAAGAAAAUGAAAAGUAGCACAGUCUGUCCCCUCUAGUCUGGAGCUGUUAACAGAACCUGCUAGAAACUAGCUUUAUUCUAACAUACUGUAGGGUCUAAAUCCUCCUACCUGGAUCAUGAAUUCCUUUUAAAGAGUUCAUAUUUUCAUUGACUUUCACUAAAUGUCAAAUAACCUUGUUUUCACUUCGAUAGGCUCAACCUACCUGGCAUAUUUAUUUCGCAGUCUUGUUGAAAGUUCAUGAAACUUUGUACUUUUUAAUAAGAUGAUACACUCGAAAGAAACUUAAUCUCUGCAGUUUAUUCUCUCUUAAGGAAUAAACACUCCCACUGUUCUCUUUAAUGCGUAAGGCGAUUAAAUGACAUUUUAGAAAUAUUACAAUUAAAAAUAGUGAUGUGUAGCUAUAACAUAUGCUGGAAUUGGAUAUUUAAUUUAUGUUUGUGUCAACUAUAAUCCUUUCUCCACACCUUUCAUUUAUGGUAAACAUCUUGGGCCAAGCCCAAGAUGAAAGUGCUUGUUGGGUGGGUAAACACCGCCUGGUCGCUCAGCAAACGUUCCUGAGUGUCGAUGCUGGACAUUGGAUUCUAACACUGCGUUUAUCUGGUGACAUACUGUCCUGUGGGUCUUGAGUUGGUUAUUUCAAGUUCAAACUUUGAAUAUGAUUAAACCGGAACACCCUCCCUCGCCCACCGCCAAAAAAAAAAAAAACCAAAAAUGGAAACCUAUAGUGAAA